UUUGAUGACCUUCGCUAUCUCGGUGGGACGGUCCCGUAGCCGUGGCAACGGCGGAACACUACCAUUCUGUCAUUCAUCGGAGGGGUGUUGGGUAUCUUACCUGUUGGAAUCUUCUCCACAGGAUUCCCAGCCACGUCACUUCGCCAAAUCCAACCGCGCGCGCUCUUGCAUACUUGAAACGUAUUCCUUAAGUUCUUUGACAUCGCGCUCCACAAAGUGAAGAAAAAAAGCAAAAUUAUUUUUUUACUUCAUCUUCCAUUUUGUUAUUCCACAAAAAAAGAAAGCGUUAACUCCUCGUCAGAAGAUGAGUUGAUUCCAAGUUGCGGUUGCUGUGGUCCGAGGAUUUGACCAUUCCGCCAUUUUUUUAUUCUCGGACAGGCGCUGUGUCCGGCCGUGGUGUGGUGAGAAAAAUCUGAAAGUGUUUUGGUAGCGGCAGUGUAGGAUAAGGCAGGCGAGUGCUAAACAGGGUAGACUGGUUCCAGCAGCGAGAAGGUUACCUAUGGAAUCAGAACAGACAGGUUUUUCGGGUUCGCCGCCGUCCGGUGUAGCAGGUGUAGCCGCUGUUUCACCAAGCGACGAUGGGACUAACGGGGAACCGGAGCUAUCAUCGACCCCCAAUGUCGAAAACAGGAGUCAAGCUUUUUAUAAUCAUUGUGCCAAUGAGAUAAUAGUGAAAGAUGAACCUGACGAUGAUGCCCCCACAGUUGUUGUCAGUUCCAACCAAGCUCCACUACCAACGAUAUCUGAUGAAAAUUGGAGAGCUUUCUACCAACACAAUCAGUUGGUGGUACUCAACGGCAACGUAGAGGAUGGCGUCGGGGCUGUUUAUGAGACAGCUUACAAAUUGCCAUCUCUCGGAAAAAUAAGCAAAGGAAUCGUUGGAAAACUACCAGCUUUCUUUGGCGUUGCUGUCGCUCCAUCUGAAGGUGAAUUAAUCACUGCCCACACAGACACAUCUCCAGUGCCAAGUCCGGUCCAACAACCGAGUGACCUGUCCACUCCAACAGCCAUUUAUCUCCACAGGGGUGACGGUAAUAAAGUAAUUGUACAUUCGUUAGACAGAGAAAAUUCAGUUAUACAGCCAGUGCCAGACGGAGUUCAUGACUCUGGAAAAGAUGACAAAGAGAACUCUCAAGCUCUGCCAUUACUCGCACCCUCAGCUGUCGAAGUCAAACAAACAGACGAUGGGGAUAACCAGGACGUUGAAAUGGUCGAGGCUUCAAGACACGAUGAAUCUUCUCCUACUGGCAUCCCUUUGGAGAGCGCCACAUAUCCCACAGGAGAAUUUUCUCCAUCUGCAUACGAACCUCUGGGCACUGGUCAAUACAGCGUACUGACUAAUGUUGUGGUUACGGUAGCUCCUCCACCUCAGUAUGGGGUCCAAACAACAUCGGCCAGCAAUACUUAUACGCUUACUCCAACAGAUUAUUUUAGAGAGUAUCUACCACAAUCUACUACUGAUCAGCAGUAUGUGCAAGCAGUCAGACAGUUAGCAGCGUAUCCAGAAGCCACACUAGAUAAUGGUACUGCGUAUGGAACCGUGGAAAGGUAUAUUAGGCAGCAGGCAGCCUACAAACCUACCCCUCACGGAUUAACCGUAGAUCUUCCUUCACCUGAUUCUGGUAUCGGAGAAACUACUGUAACUCCAAGGGAUUCCUUGCAACAAAUAUUUGAUUAUACAGAAAUAGCCCAAGCUCAACCUAUACUCCAACAAACUGAUGAAGAUUCUCAAACAUCAAGGGGAACGUCAGUAGUCUCACCAUCUGGUCGUAAAAACUCUUGGAAUCACGAAUAUGGUCGAAAUUCAGAACUAGACAAAGUUCAAAUUCCUAAAAUUUUCUCCGAUGUAGGAUUUCACUACUUCCUAGAGUCUCCCAUUUCCACCAGUCAACGAAGAGAGGAUGAUCGCAUGACUUAUAUAAAUAAAGGACAGUAUUAUGGUAUCACUCUAGAAUAUAUUAAUGAUCCAGAAAGAACACUCCGAAGUUGUACUGUCAAAUCAACUGUGAUGCUCGUAUUUCGAGAGGAGAAAAGUCACGAAGAUGAACUCAAAGCGUGGAAAUUUUGGCACAGUCGACAACACAGUGUAAAGCAGCGAAUACUUGAUGCAGGUAAACAGAAUACAAAAAACAGUUGCGGCAUCAUAGGUCAAAUUGAAGAGGUUACUCAUAAUGCGAUAGCCUUCUACUGGAAUCCAUUAGAUGGACCUGCAAAGAUUAGUGUUUCAGUUCACUGUCUCAGCACAGAUUUUAGUAAUCAAAAAGGUGUAAAGGGUUUUCCUCUACACAUCCAAGUAGAUACGACUGACGAUUUACGAGAAGGUGCUCCACCCAUUCACAGAGGCUACUGCCAAAUUAAAGUUUUCUGCGAUAAAAAGGGAGCUGAAAGGAAGACAAGAGAUGAAGAAAGAAGAGCCGCAAAGAGGAAACUUACUGCAACAGGUAGUGGAAGGAAGAAAAUUGAAGAGAUGUACCACACUCCAUGUGAGAGAUCAGAAUUUUAUUCCAUGAGCGAUCUUUCAAAACCUCCAAUACUUUUCACGCCAGAUGAUGAUUCAGAAAAAUCGAACGGCCCAGAGUUAACCUUCUACACAAUAGCAACUGCAGCAGCAGCUGCUGCUGCAGAAGAAAAUGCUGCUUCUGCUGCUGCAAUAGCAGCGGAAGUAAAAGCACCUCUUGAAAUGCCUGUUUCUCCACCCUUGAAGAAAUUCAAACUAGCACCGCCUGAUAGAGAACUAAUCAACGUCUCCUAUUGGGAACCAGUGUUACUUUAUGUGAAGAGGCCAGAAGACGAAGUGUUCUUUCCCCUACACCUCACACCACCCAAUCUAAAUGGACUGGCCAAAGCUAUGGAGAACAAGUAUAAUAUUGGAGUUGAACUCAUAAGAAAUUUUUAUAAAAAAUGCAAGAAAGGAAUCACAGUUAUGAUGGACGAUGAUAUGGUUCGCCUUUAUUGCAAUGAAGACACAUUUGUUAUCGACGUCAUUAAAGCAGAAAAUGAGAAUAAAUAUGAUAUUACAUUUACAGAGCUGUAGCGAGGGAAGAAAAAAAUUAUAAUGUUUGCUUUGAAGCAAAAUUUUUAAGAACUUUAAGAAUUAUUAUGCUGAUAUUCAGCAUAUUUUUUUAAACACUUUUUUUAAACUAUUUUACAUUUUUAUACUUUUACAAUCGUUGGGAAUAUUUGUCUUAAAAUAUUCAUCUCUCUAAAUACUCAUUUUGCUCAUAUCUUGUCUUUAUCAGAAUACUUUUUGUAUUAAAACUUAUUUGUGAACAAAUACUUUGCAUAUAUACUGUCAGUUAUAUAAAGCAAUGCAUGGUGAAUAUUGCUUUAUUUCGUUAUUAUUUGUAUAGUUUUUUUUAAAGAUAAAGUUCAUCUUUCCUUGCCAUGAAUACAGCUCCCAGCAUAUAAGCUAUUUUAUUAUUCAAAUAGGCAGUAUAUUUAGCAAUUUAUAAAAUGUUACCUUUUGACAUGAAGUAACAGCUAGUGUAUAAAUAUUAUUACAGAAACAUAAAACUAUAAAUAUAUAUGGGGGAAAUAUUACAACUAUGUACACUUAUUUUAAGAUCUUUAUCAGCAUGAAUACAGCGGUCAAAAUUAACUGCAGUUGUUCUUCAAAGCUUUAAUCAAGAGCUCUCUGGGUUUCUGUAUAUUUUAGAAAAAUUCUUAAAUUUGGGAUCCCUAAGAAAAUAUAACAAAAUAAAAUAAAAAAUUCACACUUAAUUGCUUGAUUCAGUGUUGUAAGUAUUGCUGUUAAAUAAAGAAGCAAGCUUCAAUUCAGUCGAACAGAAAACAUUCUGUUUGUAAUUAAAGAAUUAAAAAUAUUCAGUUUUUAAUUCUCAAUUUUUAAAUUAGAAAAAUCUAUGACUAUCUGUUCAACAAUUCUAUCUAUUACUAUUCAAAGUUAGAAGUUCAAAUGUAUGGUAACAAAAAGAUUCUGAAUUCAAGUUUAUUUAAUGGCAAUCAUAAAAAGGAAAUAUAGCAUUAAAUUUAAAUGUUUACCAACAUAGUAUUUAGUGUUAUAAAGUUUUUUUUUAUUUUGUUAAGUAUAAAAAUCCAAAAAUUCCCUAUUUCUAAAAUAUUUAGUUUAUUAAUCAAUAGUUAUUAUGAAAUUCAUAUUUUCUAAAAUCUGAUUUUUUUCUUGUUCCACAUAAUUCUGAUUUCACAUUGACAGCUAUAUAAAUAUUUAUUUCAAGAUCUUAUUAGUAAAAUUGAAUUAUCUAAAACUAUUAAUCUAAGCUUAGCAGGCAAAAAAAGUUUGAUUAAAAGUCUAAAAAACUGUGUACACUAAUUACUGAAGGCUAUACUUCUUCUAAACUUCAUCAUUUUUACGUUAUAUCAAGUAGUUUAAUUGUAAAAUAUAUGAAAAUAGUAUUUAAGAACCUUUACGUUUCUGUUAAAAAUGUUUUUGAUAAAAUAUUUUAGCGCUCUAAAUAAAUAUUGAAAAUAUUAUAUUUUUAUACAGCUCUUGUCCAAACUAAAAUUACUUAUUAAGCAGUGAUUCAUGUUGGUAACAAUUUUAGUAUUUGUUAUAAAAGUGCCAAACUUCAAAGUGCUUAGUCAUUGCUUAGUGUGGUUUUAUUCAUAUAGUAAUGAAGAAAGAUAAUCUGCCUAUUAAAACAUUUUCAUUGCUGGCAUAUAAAGAUAUUUUCAAUGUUUUGUGUUUAGAAUUUGUGCAACAGUGUGUAUUUGUAGAAUGGCAUUGAGACAGAGAGUAUGCCAUUUUGAAAAGAUUAUUUCAUGUUUUGAAUUGUAACUGUGCAAUUCCUCUUAUGCAAUACAUAAAGUGUAUAAAGUUUUAUUUCAUUGACAUUUUGAUUUUGUGUAGAGCAAUCAAUCAAAUAUUUUGUAUAUAAAAUAUGAUUUAGAUAUUGGGAAAAUAUAUAACAAAAAUCCAAUUCUUUUGAAUAUGUUUUGUAAGAUUUUACCCUUUAUGUACAGUUUCCAAGUCAUUAAAAAAAUAAUAAAAUAAAAUGCAUACAAACUAUGUGUAGAAAAUAAAGGCAAAUAGUGCAAUUUAAGCUGAUUUUGAGCUUAAUUUUACAACUAAAUCUAGCUUUUGCUAAUUUCAAUAUUUGUUCAGGAUAUAAGUUAAAUGUAAAAAAAAACAUAAAUAAGGCUUAUUUUCAUACCUAAUUUCUCCAUGGAAAUAUUUGAAUACCGUUAGACAAAGAUAAAUUUGAGAUCAAAUUUAUAGGAAACAUUUGUAUCACUUAGAUUUGUUUUCUUAAUUCAAAUCAGUAUUUUUUUUUCCUUCAAAAUAAAUAAAUAAAAUGCAUCACUGUUCUUAACAGUCCCAAAAUGGAUUAUCAGAUUUUAUCACUUUUUAGGAUAGGACAAACUUUUUUAAAUCAAUAUAUCAGAACCAUCCUUUGUUAUAUAAACUCAGCUUCCAGCUCUGUUAGAUGCAUGGGGGUUAGAUGUGUUGCAAUAUUUUAUUUGUGAGCUGUAAAUCAAAAUUUUUGGCUCUAGUUUUACCAUUAUUUAAAAAACUUCUGUUAUAUAGUGCUACCUAUUAAUGAAUAUUCAAUAUUAGUUCUUUUGCCUUUUUGAUUUUUAUACUUACGGUUGUUGUAAUAUUAAAAUGUGCAUUGUUGAAUUACAAGGUCUUCCAGUAAUUUAUCAUUUUAAAGUUAUGGAUGCAUGUCAAUAUUUUUUGUGGCUAUUUAAAUCGCACAAUGUUUGUUAUAUUGUUUCAUAAAUAGCUUGUUAACUACUUAAUCUCAUUUGUCUGAUGUAAAUGGCAGCUAAACUGCAUGUCAACUGAUUCGAAUUUUAUUUCUACAGGAUUUUUAUACUGUAAUUACAUACAUGUAAAUAGCUGGGAUAUGGUUAAUAGUGUACAAAAUAUUUUUGAUUCACUGUACAUAACAUUUUAUAAUAAAUUUUUUUUGUUUUAUA
Parasteatoda tepidariorum (common house spider) is the source of this 5898-nucleotide messenger RNA. RefSeq names its product protein grainyhead. Gene Ontology annotation, biological process: regulation of transcription by RNA polymerase II. The record is from RefSeq and is a predicted model, not a curated record. Gene Ontology annotation, molecular function: RNA polymerase II cis-regulatory region sequence-specific DNA binding; DNA-binding transcription activator activity, RNA polymerase II-specific. Lineage: Eukaryota; Metazoa; Arthropoda; Arachnida; Araneae; Theridiidae. Gene Ontology annotation, cellular component: nucleus.